AUGCAGUCCAGCACUGAAUACUCAGCAGACGCCAACCGAGCCAUUGACGGAAACAAAGACGCGGAUGCCAGACAUAAUUCUUGUUCUCAAACAAAAGAGUCCAGUUUCCCCUGGUGGGUAUUGGAUCUUGAGGGAACCUGUACCGUAGAAACAGUCAUAAUCACCGUAAGAAAAGACUGCUGUACCGAACGGUUGUUAGGUGCUGAGGUCUACAUAGCAAGCUCGAUGGAAAGUGAAAACAAUCAUAAUAGCCUCUGUGGCACCGUCUAUUCAAUUACUGGACGGACGUCGACCUUCCACUGCGCUCUUACUCCAGUUCGAUAUGUAUAUAUCACCAUUCCAGGACAUCGGAGAGUACUCAGCCUGUGUGAGGUUGAGGUCUUUGGUUCACGAGUCCCUUCAUCAUCGAUUCCAGCAAUAAAUGUCGCGAUCAAGGGAACCGCGGUUCAAUCCAGUGUGGAAUACAACGGAAUCGCAUCCCGAGCUAUUGACGGGAACAGAAACGCAGCCGACGGCUCUUGUACGCAAACAACGCCAAGCACCGACCCUUGGUGGAGACUCGAUUUAAAGCAAACCUACGCCGUGUCGAUGGUGAAAAUCAUCAACAGAUUGGACUGCUGCUCGGAUCGGAUCAAAGGAGCCAGAAUCCUCAUCGGGGACUCACUGGAGAACAAUGGCAAUUCCAACCAUCUAUGUGCCACCGUUCUAACAGUAAAGCAAGGAUACCACUACAUUUGUGAAGGAUGUAUCGGUCGAUAUGUGAACAUCAUGGUCCCGGGACCUAACAGAGUUCUCAGUCUGUGCGAGGUUGAGGUAUUUGGGACGAGGCUUCUGACGGUAGAAGGCACAGGUAGGCUCAAACCCGCACUCAAGCCCUCGCUGUACCUACCAGAACGGCUUUGCUCAGGAAGUGCUGGCUGA
Hypanus sabinus (Atlantic stingray) is the source of this 921-nucleotide messenger RNA. RefSeq lists its product as uncharacterized. The record is from RefSeq and is a predicted model, not a curated record. The transcript has 4 exons. Lineage: Eukaryota; Metazoa; Chordata; Chondrichthyes; Myliobatiformes; Dasyatidae. The coding region runs from base 1 to 921 and encodes 306 amino acids.